Molecule: messenger RNA, 1725 nt
Organism: Phoenix dactylifera (date palm)
Lineage: Eukaryota; Viridiplantae; Streptophyta; Magnoliopsida; Arecales; Arecaceae
Source: RefSeq, a predicted model, not a curated record
AUGCUCCGAAACCACCUCUUCCAAGACCCCUUCGCCGCCGCCAAGCUUGUCGAGUUCGCCGCUACCUUUCCCCAGGGCAGCCUCCACUACGCCCACAAGCUGUUCUCCCAAAUACCCCACCCAACUAUCUUUUCAUGGAACACCCUUAUCCGAGGCUUCGCCAACUCCCCUUCCCCCGCUCCUUCCCUCCACCUCUUCCUCCGCCUGCUUUCCUCCGAUUCCCGGCCCAAUUCCUACACUUUUCCUUUCCUCCUCAAGGCCUGCACCCGCCUCGCCACCCUCGUGGCCGGGGAGCAGCUCCACGGCUUCAUGAUCAAAUCCGGGGCCGACCUUGACAUCUUCUCGAUCAAUGGCUUGAUCCACAUGUACACCACUUGCCAAAGAAUCGAUCUCGGGCACCGGGUGUUUUACACGAGCAAUGAACCGGACAUUGUCUCGUGGAAUGCUAUGCUGUCGGGGUACAUCAAUUGCGGACUUUUGGAUCAUGCUCAGCACCUUUUCGAUGAGAUGCCUGAAAGGGGAAUUGUUUCUUGGAAUGCGAUGAUAAAUGGGUAUGCUAAGUCGGGCGAUAUCAGAACAGCUUCGGAGCUAUUCGAUCGGAUGCCGGAACGGAAUGUAGAGUCUUGGAAUACUCUCAUUGCUGGGCAUGCGAAGUGUGGUCGGUUCGACGUGGCUCGGAGACUCUUCGAUGAGAUGCCCAUAAAGAAUGUUGUGUCUUGGAGCGCAAUGAUAACUGGGUAUGCCCAAGGGGACUGCCCGGGUGAGGCAUUGGCUUUGUUCGAAAAGAUGAAGGAAUUGGGGGUGAGGCCAAAUUUGGCAGCAAUUGUGAGCCUGCUCUCAGCUUGCUCCCAACUCGGAGCUCUCGAGCGAGGGAGGCAAGUUCAUGCUUACAUUCAAAGGAACAAAAUGAAGAUGGAUUCAAUUAUUGGAACAGCGCUCAUAGACAUGUAUGCUAAGUGUGGGUGUAUCAAUAAAGCAUAUGAGGUUUUUGAUGCUUUGGCGCCAAAGGAUGUGUUCUCAUGGACAGCGAUGAUCGCCGGCUUAGCAGCGAACGGGCAUGGGAUGAAAGCCUUGGAGCUCUUUGCGCAGAUGGAAUUGGACGGGAUAAGGCCUAAUGAGGUCACAUUCGUCGGUGUCCUGUGUGCUUGCAGCCAUGGAGGGCUGGUUGAGUCUGCAGAACGAUACUUUGAUUCGAUGAGGGCGAAAUACGGAAUGGAACCGACAAUUGAGCAUUACGGCUGCUUGAUCGAUGCAUUGGGACGAGCUGGGCUCUUGGAAGAGGCAGUUUCCCUCGUGCAAGCUGCGCCAGCCAAUGCUGUGUUGUGGGGGACUUUGCUCGGUGCUUGUUGGAUCCAUGGAAACGCCGAGAUAGCAGAGUAUGCCAUCGAUCGCCUCGUCGAGCUAAAGCCCGAAGAUGGUGGAGUCUUUGUGCUCUUGUCUAAUAUCUACGCCAUGAGAGGAAGGUGGGAUAAAGCUAGAAGGAUGAGAAUGCUAAUGAAGUCAAAGGGCCUUGAGAAGAUCCCUGGUUGUAGCUCGAUUGAGGUCCAUGGCAUUGUUCAUAGCUUCUAUGUGAGAGAUCGAUCGCACCCUAAAACAUUUGAAAUCUAUCAAAUGUUAGAUGAGAUUGUAAUGGAAUUAAAACUUGAUGGCCACAAACCAAACACCACACCGGUAUUAUUUGAUAUAGAAGAGAGAGAGGGAGAGCAUGCAGUUGCUCAGCAUUAG